Molecule: messenger RNA, 3031 nt
Organism: Rana temporaria (common frog)
Lineage: Eukaryota; Metazoa; Chordata; Amphibia; Anura; Ranidae
Gene: CLCN5
Product: chloride voltage-gated channel 5
Exons: 15
Coding region: 217-2646 (809 amino acids)
Biological process (GO): transmembrane transport; chloride transport
Cellular component (GO): Golgi apparatus; synaptic vesicle; membrane
Molecular function (GO): voltage-gated chloride channel activity
Source: RefSeq, a predicted model, not a curated record
UGUAACCGGAUGAGGUGACGAAACGUGUGGGCGUGGCUCCGGAGGCUGCCAAGCUUGCUGUUGCUGGUUGGCCGGGCUCGGUCACAUGCUUUCUUCUUAGAGAGUGAGGUCCCGGCGAGGAAUACAAACGAUGACAUCAUCAGAAGAUUGAAGCUGUGGAACGUUCCAGCCAGCCAGAUUGCCAGCUCUGUGGGUCAAUUUUGGGGUACGAUUAGAAUGGAUAACAAGGGCUUCUCCCGGGCCAGCCUCAACAGUUUCCAGAGCAGCACCAGUGAUGAAGACAUGGUGGAGAUUACAGAAGGAUCCCUCGAUUUUAACUUAUCCGAUGAUGUCCCACCGAUCGAUCGAGAGCUGUCUCAAGGCUUUCCAUCCUAUAAUGGGAAUGGAGUCCACGGCUCAAGCAAGGUGGCGACGGAUUUUCUGGAGGUACCUGGGGUGGGAACGUAUGAGGACUUUAAUACGAUCGAUUGGGUGCGGGAGAAGUCUAGAGACCGAGAUCGACACAGAGAGAUCCUUAGUAAGAGUAAAGAAUCCACGUGGGCACUCUUGCACAGUGUUAGCGAUGCUUUCUCGGGAUGGUUGUUGAUGCUGCUGAUCGGUUUGUUUGCAGGUUCUUUAGCUGGUCUGAUUGACAUUUCCUCGCAUUGGAUGACGGACCUGAAGGAGGGGAUUUGUAUGUCUGGCUUCUGGUUUAACCAUGAGCAGUGUUGCUGGAAAUCGGUGAAUGUGGAAUUCGCAGACAGGAAUAACUGUCCGGAAUGGAGAAGUUGGUCCGAGUUAAUCCUUGGAGGGUCAGAGGGGGCGUUCCCUUACAUCUUGAAUUAUGUAAUGUACAUCCUGUGGGCUCUCCUCUUCGCCCUCCUUGCGGUCUUGUUGGUCCGCAACUUUGCGCCGUAUGCCUGCGGGUCCGGUAUCCCUGAGAUUAAGACAAUAUUGAGCGGUUUUAUAAUCCGAGGAUACUUGGGCAAGUGGACGCUGAUGAUCAAGACCAUGACCCUGGUGCUGGCUGUAUCAUCCGGCCUGAGCCUGGGGAAGGAAGGACCCCUUAUUCACGUGGCCUGCUGCUGUGGGAACAUCCUGUGCCACCUUUUCACCAAGUACCGUAAAAAUGAAGCCAAGAGAAGAGAGGUGCUAUCUGCUGCAGCUGCUGCCGGAGUGUCGGUGGCCUUUGGUGCUCCCAUCGGAGGAGUCCUUUUCAGUCUGGAGGAGGUGAGCUAUUAUUUUCCCCUGAAGACACUUUGGAGGUCGUUCUUCGCUGCGUUGGUAGCAGCUUUCACGUUGCGCUCCAUUAAUCCCUUCGGAAACAGCCGCCUAGUCCUGUUUUAUGUGGAGUUUCACACUCCCUGGCAUCUGGUUGAACUUGUCCCGUUCAUCCUCCUUGGGAUAUUUGGAGGUCUGUGGGGCGCCUUCUUCAUCAGGGGGAACAUCGCUUGGUGCCGUCGAAGGAAGACCACGAAGCUGGGCCACUAUCCGGUGACGGAGGUCUUGGCGGUCACGGCCAUCACAGCGGUUAUAGCGUUUCCCAACGAGUACACUCGAACGAGUUCUAGCGAACUGAUCUCUGAGCUUUUCAAUGACUGCGGGUUGCUGGACUCAUCCAAACUUUGCGAUUACCGUAAUGACUUCAAUAGUACGAAUGUCGGGAACCUGCCUGACCGAUCAGCCGGUAGCGGAGUCUACACUGCCUUGUGGCAGCUGUCGUUGGCAUUAAUAUUUAAAGCCGUCAUCACCAUCUUCACAUUCGGUAUCAAGGUGCCUUCAGGUCUCUUCAUCCCGAGUAUGGCUGUGGGGGCCAUAAUGGGAAGAAUCAUGGGGGUCAGUAUGGAGCAGCUGGCGUUCCACCACCGUGAUUGGUUCCUCUUCAAGGGAUGGUGUAGCCAAGGAGCCGACUGCAUUACUCCGGGACUAUACGCCAUGGUGGGAGCAGCUGCUUGUCUAGGAGGAGCCACACGCAUGACCGUCUCCCUGGUAGUAAUCAUGUUUGAAUUAACCGGUGGACUGGAAUACAUUGUGCCUUUAAUGGCUGCGGCCAUGACUAGUAAAUGGGUGGCAGAUGCCUUGGGAAGGGAAAGUAUUUACGAUGCCCACAUCCAUUUGAAUGGGUAUCCUUUUCUGGAAGCCAAAGAAGAAUUUAGCCAUAAGACAUUAGCAAUGGAUGUCAUGCGUCCAAGGCGUAACGACCCGUCUCUGACGGUCAUCACUCAGGACAGUAUGACGGUGGCCGAUAUCGAGGCGGCAGUCAACGAAACGACAUACAGCGGCUUUCCCGUUGUGGUUUCCCGAGAGUCCCAAAGGCUCAUGGGCUUUGUGCUGAGACGGGAUCUGAUCAUCUCCGUUGAGAGCGCCAGGAAGAAACAAGACGGAAUAGUGAGUUCAUCGCGGAUAUACUUCACUGAACACACCCCUCCCCAACCUCCCACGUCGCCUCCAAGCCUAAAGCUCCGCGCCAUUAUGGACCUCAGUCCUUUCACCAUCACUGACCAGACGCCAAUGGAAAUCGUGGUAGACAUUUUCCGCAAGUUGGGAUUGCGUCAGUGUCUGGUGACGCAUAAUGGGAGACUGCUGGGAAUUAUCACAAAGAAGGACGUCCUGAAGCAUAUAGCACAGAUGGCCAACCAGGAUCCAGACUCUAUAUUGUUUAACUGACCCCGCAUCCUCGUAACAUGAACUUUUGGAUCCUGUGAAGCCAUACUCAGUAUCACUUUAUGGUGUUUUUGACACCUUCAUAUUACUGUGAAGAGAAGUGCCUCGCUUCAUGCCAUCGGAGCCCCCCCCUCCCCCCCCCCCCCGGCACUGUAUUUUCUCAGCUCUGCCCAACUGCCCAAGCGACAUGGAGUGAAGGCCACUUUCUCACGUCCAUGUCUGCAGCAAACGACCCGCGCGUCUUACCUGGAGUCUUCAUAUAACCUUUGAUUUGGUGGAGAUUCCGAUCCAACAACGGGAGGAGUGGGCCUAAAAACAUAUAAGGAAAGGUUAUGGGUGGCCAUGCACCUUUAAUAGGAAAAAUGAAUAAAUUAUAUAUUUAAAUUGA